GUGAAGCAGAAGAUCAAGAUGAAAAAGAAGACACAGAGAAGGAAAACACUGAAAAAGAUGAUGAUGUUGAGCAGGAACUUGUCAACACUGACCCUACAGACCCUAAGUGGAUAGAAUCCCCCAAAACAAAUGGCCAUAUUGUGAAUGGCCCAUUCCUAUUGGAACAACAGAUUGAAGAUGAAGAUGAGGAAGAUGAAGAGUGUCCAAAUCCAGAGGAGUAUAAUCUUGACGAGCCAAAUGCAAAAAGUGAUUACUCUUAUAGCAGCUCCUAUGAACAGUUUAAUGGUGAAUUGCCAAAUGGACGUCAUAAAAUUCCUGAGUCAGAGUUCUCUGAAUUUUCAGCUUCAGUGUUCUCUGGGGCUCUAGAGUCUGUAGCUUGUGGUUCUGCUGUUUCUGAAGGAUCAACUGUAACUGAGAGAGAGGAGAGCAGCCCAUCUCACGACAGGAGCAGAACAGUUUCAGCUUCAAGCACUGGGGAUUUGCCAAAAACAAAAACUCGUGCUGCUGACUUGCUGGUGAAUCCACUGGACCCAAGAAAUGCAGAUAAAAUUAGAGUUAAAAUUGCUGACCUGGGGAAUGCCUGCUGGGUGCAUAAACACUUCACAGAAGACAUCCAGACAAGACAAUAUAGAUCCAUAGAAGUUUUAAUAGGAGCAGGUUACAGUACACCUGCUGAUAUCUGGAGUACAGCGUGUAUGGCUUUUGAGCUAGCAACUGGAGAUUAUUUGUUUGAACCACACUCUGGGGAAGACUAUUCCAGGGAUGAAGACCACAUAGCAUUGAUCAUUGAACUGCUGGGAAAAAUCCCUCGAAAAUACGCUAUGUUGGGGAAAUAUUCCAAGGAGUUUUUCACCAAAAAAGGAGAGCUCCGACACAUUACCAAGCUGAAACCUUGGAGUCUUUUUGAUGUGCUUGUGGAGAAGUACGGUUGGCCUCAUGAAGAUGCUGCACAGUUUACAGAUUUCCUGAUCCCUAUGCUAGAAAUGGUCCCAGAGAAACGUGCUUCAGCUGGAGAAUGCCUUAGGCAUCCAUGGCUGAAUUCUUAGCAGAAUCUCCCAGAUGUAACAAAAAAAUAUUAAAAAAGCCAGCAACCACUUUCCAAUGCAUCGGACCUAAACGGUGACUGUCACAAAUUCUUUAGCAGGAUCACAUGUGAGCUGGCUUCAAUCCUCAGACCUUUAUUUUGCUUGAGGUACUGUUUGACAUUUUGCUUUUUGUGCACUGUGUUCUUGGGGAAGGGUAGUCUUUUUGUCUUCAGCUAAGUAGUUUUACUCACCCACUUUCUUCAGAAAACACUUAAUGUGUCUUUUAAGCAUUGUUUCUUGUGUUGUGUGGCAUUCAGAUGUCAGAUUUUUGAACAAAGGAAACUUCCCCCCAUGUGUUUUGGCAAGUUUUGUAACUAUUUAUGAAAAAAAAUAAUAUUUUAGCUGAUGCAUAUUAUAUAAUUUACGAGCGUAAGAAAUUUAUCAUAAAGUCAGGCGAGGAAUUGUACAAUUUUAUCUUCUGGCAAAGGGAUGUCAUUCUUGUAUUAUAGUGUAUGUAAAUGCACCCUGUAAAUGUUUUUGCCAUUUAAAUAUGGGACUGGGGACUCAAUUUCAGAGUAAAGCAGCUAAGUUUUAGAGAGCUUUAUAGCAAACCAAUUGCAUGUAGUGGACUUUAAACUGCUUUAAGGAAUUGUGUAAACUUUCUAUUCUGUAGCAGUUCCCGUUCAUUGGAUUUUAAACAAAGUGGCUCUGGUUUACAGGAUUUCAUUCCCCAAACGGCACUUUAAAGGAAGGCUAGACUUCUUUCUAAUAAAGUAUGCAUUAUCAUUUAGCACUCCCUUUUAGAACUUUUGCCUAUUUUAAGUGCUUUUAAGAGAAGAAAAAUAGCAAUUUCCCUUACAAUGUGAUAGUGAAGACAUGGUACCAUAUGGUGUUGCCUUUUUAUAAGCACUGUAAGUUGUACUAUACCUUAAGAGAAAAAAAAUUAAAAGUCGAGCAUGAGAACCACUCUCUGUGUAGAAUUACUGAUCUUUUGUAACAACAGUGUGCGCUUGGCAGGAAGGAUAUAGCUGCAGGUAUUUGCAGUGCAGUGGGUAAAAUAAUCCAAGAAGCAAGAUCAUGCUCAUUCCAUUCAUAGCUUUAUGUUUCUAAAAGAAAUUGCACUAGCUUUAUUUUUCCCCAUUACUAGACAUACGAUUACCCCGUGUAAGUUGCACGCAACAGUUAUGUGUUUCCUAGGAAAAAAAAAGCUGCAUAGGCUGAAGCUCAUAGGCAAUACAGAUUUUAGAAUGUACAGUAUGGAGGUGUGUUUUGGCCUCUUCUAGAAGUCAGUGGGAUGAAUGUAAGCUUACUUCUGAUCUUCAUGUAACUACGGUGCCACUUUUUUCUUGACUUUGUCCAUAUGAAAUUUAUUCACAUGCCUUUGCAAUAACUAGAUUGUGAGAAGAUAGCCCCAUGCUGUAACAAUAACCAGUUGUUUGAGGUGCUUGCAGUUGUCUAAUUAAAGUGUUUUGUUUUUUCA
This is a messenger RNA of Apaloderma vittatum (bar-tailed trogon), 2505 nucleotides long. RefSeq names its product SRSF protein kinase 2-like. The record is from RefSeq and is a predicted model, not a curated record. Gene Ontology annotation, molecular function: ATP binding; protein kinase activity. NCBI's taxonomy places the organism in Eukaryota, Metazoa, Chordata, Aves, Trogoniformes, Trogonidae. The transcript is spliced from 6 exons. The annotation marks the transcript as partial. Gene Ontology annotation, biological process: regulation of mRNA processing; spliceosomal complex assembly; protein phosphorylation.